GGGAUGACUGAAAAUAUCUGCUUAAAAAGCCAAUUGCAGGACCCGCGUAAGCAAAAAAAAAAAGUUGCAACGAGCUCUUUGGAGAAGUUUGAGAGUUUACACAAACUUUAGAGAUCUCGGGGAGGGGGAUUGGCGCCGGUUGAUCUGCGGCGAUCUCAUUUAUUACACAGUCCAAGCUUUUUCAUUUGCAAAAUCCGCCUCUCCAAAGUCGCCCUACGAUCAGCGAGAUAUCGGGGCGAGGGCAAUGAGCAGCUUUACUUUGUGUGUCACCCUUCUAUCUCUGCUAGCUGCCGGCUUCACAACGAAAGCUUCCAAGGAAACACUCACAGGCAAAGCAGUUCGGGAUGUGCUACAUAAAGAAAGCCUAGGUCAGCAUUACAGUACUAUUCAGACAAAAUUUAACCUUCAAUGUUCAGCAAAUACAGAUGGAAAAGACUGUGUCAUUAUUGCAGGUGUGGAAGAAAGUCUGGCGAAAUGUAGCUUCAAUGUGACUUCCAAGACAUUCAUUAUCGUUCAUGGUUGGACGACAACAGGCUUGAUGGAAUCUUGGAUCGAUGAUAUGGUUACAGCUCUCCGAAAACAAGAAGCACACGCAAAUGUCAUCGUGAUCAAUUGGCUUGAACGAGCGCACCAGCUUUACACUACAGCUGUCAAUAACUCUGAGAUUGUCGGAAAAGAAGUGGCUCUCUUAAUUGAUUGGCUACAGCAGGUGACGGACUUGCCUCUUGAAAAACUGCAUCUGAUUGGCUACAGCUUGGGAGCUCAUGUUGCAGGAUUCGCUGGAAAAGCUGCACUAAAUAAAAUUGGACGAAUAACAGGCUUGGAUCCAGCGGGUCCCAUGUUUGAAGGUGUGGAUCCCGAUAAGCGACUUUCCCCCGAUGAUGCAGACUUUGUAGAUGUACUUCACACUUUUGCAUUCGGUACACUGGGAGUUAGUAUUGGCAUUGAACAGCCCAUUGGCCACAUUGACGUUUAUCCAAAUGGUGGCAGUUUCCAGCCUGGUUGUGGCCUUCACAAUGUCAUUAACGCCAUAGCCAAUGGAAAUCUGGGUAAUGUCGUUUAUUGUGAACAUGAGCGGUCUGUGCAUCUCUUUGUCGACUCCAUCCUCAACCAGGAUAAGCAGAGCUUGAUGUAUCGAUGUCCUGAUACUAAGACAUUCGAGAAGGGGAUGUGCCUCAGCUGCCGGAGGAAUCGAUGCAAUAAAUUGGGCUACAAUGUCAAUAAAAUUAGAAGUAAACGAAACAACAAGAUGUACUUAAAGACAAGAGCAGACAUGCCCUUUAAAGUAUUUCACUAUCAAUUAAAAAUGCACUUAUUCAGUACAGAGGGGACACAAGGCACAAAUCCCAAACUGCAUGUUAAUUUAUAUGGCACAGAAGCUGCCAGCAAGAUGACCAGCAUUGAAAUGCCUGAGCAGGUUAUGGCAAACAGGACAAACUCGUUUCUUGUCUACUUGGAGGAAGACAUUGGGGACUUGCUGAAGAUAAAGUUGAGCUGGGAGAAAUCCACUUCAUCCUGGUCAAUGUGGACAAAUUUAAAAUCUUUGUGGUAUGGGUCGGAUUUGGGUGGACAGAAAGAUCUGACAGAGUUGGAAAUAAGGAAGAUUCGAGUGAAGUCUGGUGAAAUGCAGAAGAAAUAUACGUUCUGUGCAAGCAAUUCAUCAACCACAAAGAUUUCACCAGGAAAUGAAUUGACAUUCACCAAAUGUAUGGAUGGCUGGCCAGUUAAAAACAAAACAAGUUUGCAUUCAAGAUUAUUACAAUGAGUGUGUGGAAGUAAAGUUACAGUAUCUUCAAGGAAACCUGAAGGAUGCCUUUAGUUGCACUCCAUCCUGAAAAUGCCAAAGCUGUGUUGAUUAAAAGAUUAUUCCUGCUGACUGGUUGCUUUGUUUUCUCCACUGAACUGUUUCCCACUAACUAUGGCAGGAGACGACCUGGCCGUUGGUAGUGCUGUUCGUGGAGACAAGGUGUCCGUGGUACAUUUGUACUUGUUUCAUUGAAACCCAUAUUCACUCCUCUGCACCGGUUACAGCUGCCUUAGCAAUGACCUCUAAAGCUAUAUGCUACAUUGUUUUUUUAUACUGCUGAUAAUUUAAAAGAAAGUGUCUGUUUCAUAGUGCUAUCUGUAUAUAUUGAAUUGCUGCAUUUUUGUACAUUGUGGACUUACUUUCAUUGAAUGCUAUUUAUAUAUUGAAGUGGAGUACUUUUGAAAAUAAAAUUAUUUUUCUGU
Leucoraja erinaceus (little skate) is the source of this 2229-nucleotide messenger RNA. Its product is annotated as endothelial lipase-like. The transcript is spliced from 10 exons. The record is from RefSeq and is a predicted model, not a curated record. Gene Ontology annotation, molecular function: protein binding; lipoprotein lipase activity. NCBI's taxonomy places the organism in Eukaryota, Metazoa, Chordata, Chondrichthyes, Rajiformes, Rajidae. Gene Ontology annotation, biological process: lipid metabolic process. Bases 245 to 1765 code for a protein of 506 amino acids.